This is a messenger RNA of Molossus molossus (Pallas's mastiff bat), 1460 nucleotides long. RefSeq names its product NIMA related kinase 6 (gene NEK6). Gene Ontology annotation, biological process: protein phosphorylation. The transcript is spliced from 9 exons. NCBI's taxonomy places the organism in Eukaryota, Metazoa, Chordata, Mammalia, Chiroptera, Molossidae. Bases 47 to 988 code for a protein of 313 amino acids. Gene Ontology annotation, molecular function: ATP binding; protein kinase activity. The record is from RefSeq and is a predicted model, not a curated record.
CUGGUUUUCUCUUGCAGCCCGUGCCCUCGUGAGGCUGGCAUGCAGGAUGGCAGGACAGCCCAGCCACCUGCCCCACGGAGGGAGCCCGAACAACCUCUGCCACACCCCGGGGCCCGCGCACCCUCCUGACCCACAGAGGCACCCGAAUGCCCUGUCUUUUCGCUGCUCGCUGGCAGACUUCCAGAUCGAGAAGAAGAUCGGCCGAGGGCAGUUCAGCGAGGUGUACAAGGCCACCUGCCUGCUGGACAGGAAGACGGUGGCUCUGAAGAAGGUGCAGAUAUUCGAGAUGAUGGACGCCAAGGCCAGGCAGGACUGCGUCAAGGAGAUCGGCCUCCUGAAGCAACUGAACCAUCCAAACAUCAUCAAGUAUUUGGACUCAUUUAUUGAGGACAACGAGCUGAACAUUGUGCUGGAGCUCGCUGAUGCAGGCGACCUCUCGCAGAUGAUCAAGUACUUCAAGAAGCAGAAGCGGCUCAUCCCCGAGAGGACGGUGUGGAAGUACUUCGUGCAGCUGUGCAGCGCUGUGGAGCACAUGCACUCCCGCCGGGUGAUGCACCGAGACAUCAAGCCUGCCAACGUGUUCAUCACAGCCACGGGCGUCGUGAAGCUCGGGGACCUGGGCCUGGGCCGCUUCUUCAGCUCCGAGACCACCGCAGCCCACUCGCUAGUGGGGACACCGUACUACAUGUCACCGGAGAGGAUCCAUGAGAACGGCUACAACUUCAAGUCCGACAUCUGGUCUCUGGGCUGUUUGCUCUACGAGAUGGCAGCUCUCCAGAGCCCCUUCUAUGGAGACAAAAUGAACCUCUUCUCCCUCUGCCAGAAGAUCGAACAGUGUGACUACCCGCCGCUGCCGGGAGAGCAUUACUCUGAGAAGCUACGAGAACUGGUCAGUAUGUGCAUCUACCCCGACCCCACCCAGAGACCCGACAUUGGCUACGUGCACCAGGUCGCUAAGCAGAUGCACGUGUGGACUUCCAGCGCUUGAGCAGACGCAGUGUGCCUUGUCGGAGCCAGCACCACUCUGCCUUACUUGGGUCUUCUCUCCAAUGUGGCCACCUGGUAGCCUAGACCGGCAAAGAUGAGACAUCAGCAGGCUCCCCAGGGGCCGGCUUCACAGCAGACGCUGGAUGCAGGGCGGCCUGGGGGUGGGGUGGGGGAGGGGCGCUGGUCACAUCACUGGUGGUCCAAUUCAAAGUCCUUUCUUUAAACUGUUGUGGACAAUCUCAGCUGGGUUGUUAACGAGGGUGUGGAGUUCAGUGUGCCGGUGACGCACCCCUGUAAUGUGAAUCGUUAGGGUAAUUCCUUCAGUGACUGGUCAAGGUUGAUACUAACAGAAUUGCAGGAGACUGGGAUUUGUAGUGAGCCUUUGAAAAUGCCUAGUAGUAAGUUCCGGUUAGCUCUUAGAAUCUUUUCAAUUAAGCUCUGUGCUUAAUUUACUCUGUCGUAAAGGGAUAAAG